Colletotrichum godetiae is the source of this 1146-nucleotide messenger RNA. RefSeq lists its product as uncharacterized. The transcript is spliced from 3 exons. Bases 1 to 1146 code for a protein of 381 amino acids. Lineage: Eukaryota; Fungi; Ascomycota; Sordariomycetes; Glomerellales; Glomerellaceae. The record is from RefSeq and is a predicted model, not a curated record.
AUGAAGCAUAUAAAAGCUCGUCUGCUCGCAGCAGCAGCCAUCUCGACAUACAGCUACGCUGCUGAGACGAACGCCGGAGAUCGAGUCAUUCAACUCGGCAAGGGUUACUACAAUGGCACGACCAAGGUCCAGUUCACCACGGAAGCCCUCGGUGAAGCAGACUUCCUCAAGAUCGACCCCGGCCCGAACGCAACUACCUUUGACUCCUGGUACUUUGAUGCGAUGAACCCUUCGACCAACGAGACCAUCGUUUUCAACUUUGAGAUCCAGAGACCGACCGACAACGGCGCGGAUGUAGGCACCACGCAGUACCACCUAUCCCUGUUCGGAUCCUUUGCCAAUGGCACGGCCUUUAGCUACGGAGUCAACUCCGAAAUGGCCAACGUCACCGAGAGGGCGGACAAGAGCAUGCGCGUAGACUUUUUCGGCGGCAGCGAGGUCAGCUGGUCCGGCUCAAGCUUGUUGCAGCCGAGGCCGGUGUAUAACGUCACCAUCAACUCGCCCGAGACCGGCAUCUAUGGAAGUCUCAUCUUGAGAGGCAACACCGUCGCCCCCCACUAUACCUGCGGCACCGACGCAGCCGGCGUAAACGAGAAAAACGUCGAAGGCGUAGCCUGGGCCAACGCUCUCCCCGACGCUGAAGCAACAGUCGACCUCAAGCUCGGUGACACAUCCAUGUCCUUCUCCGGCUACGGCUACCACGACAAGACCUGGGUCGACCGCCCCUUCCAGGAAGCAAUCCAGGCAGCCUUCUGGGGCCAUGCCCGCCUGGGCCCCUAUGCCGUCGUCUGGUGGCACUCGCACGCGCAGGACGGCACCGAGAUCAGCUCGGAGUACCUUGCCACCUACGAGGACGGCCACGUGAUUGCUUCGAGAUGUGUCGAUCGCGCGAAUAAUACGCUGGGAUGGGGCGAGGGGCAGAUUUGGCCGCUUGUGCCUGGGACGCCGGCGCCUGCUGGAAUGAUUAUGCGGUGGGAUUUGGGGGAUGCAGGUGUCUUUGUGGCGAAUAUUACGAGUAAGGAUAUCUUUGUCACGAUUCCGUUCUGGCAGGCUGGUAGAGGACCUGUUUCUGGAGGGUUUGUUGGCGGGGAGCAGUAUACGGAUGAGACUGGUUUGUGGUCUCUCAACCAGCUCCCCAAGUUGUAG